AGCAACUGUUUACUUACUGUAAACUCAAGAAGCCGCUGGCUGGUCAGUGUUGCGCUUGACAUCAGAUGAGAUGUGGGUUACAUCACAGCUGUGUGUCCCACAGUUUCUUCCAAAUGCUAUUCUGCACUAACAUAAGAAAGAAACUCAGUUUCCUUGAGUAACUUCAUAAUCCACUUUCCUGAACUAUCCAGGAGGCAGCUAAGUGAGGCUGAGGGACAGGCACUGUCUGGCCACCACACUUUUAAGCAAUCACUUCUAUCUUGUCCACUUACAGUUCCUUAGAAGCAGUGAAUGUCUUGAAACUAGAGCGGGCACUAGUCACUUUGAGACUAUGCGUUCGCAUCCCCAGGCUCGGAAGGCUGGGUUAGCUGAAUGGGGUGCAGCCGCAGCAGUCCCAGUGAAAGUUGGCACUUUUGCCUAGGUCAGCACGAAAGCCGAAGCCAGGCCAAGCCGGGCAGAAUCUCGAACGCCAUCAUUUUCCGUCCUCCACUGGCUCCCACUCUCGGGUGGCGCCCCGCAGAUCCGGAGCCCGCAGGGCAGGAGAGACCCGGGUGGCGGCGCCCCGCGUGGCCGCGCACACCCGCCGGUGCAGACUCCGGCCCGCAAGCCCCGCCUCCCGGGCCCAGCUGAUCCGCGCCGCCCUGCAGGCCCCACACUUCGGCCCCGCCGAGCCUCACGCCGCCCGCGCCCGCUGCCCCCGCGCCGCGGAUCCCGGUCCCGACCGUGCACCUUGGGCUGCGCGCACGCGCGCGCGCGCCGGGAGGGCAGCGGGAGGCGGGGCGGCCUGCACGGUGCUGCGGAGCCGAGAGUGGCGCGGCCUCGCCGCGGCCAUGGAGGUCUACAUCCCGUCCUUUCGCCACGAGGACAGCGAUCUGGAGCGCGGCUACACGGUGUUUAAGAUAGAAGUGCUAAUGAAUGGAAGAAAGCAUUUUGUUGAGAAAAGGUACAGCGAAUUCCAUGCCUUGCACAAAAAGCUUAAGAAAUGUAUAAAGACUCCAGAAAUCCCUUCUAAACACGUCAGGAACUGGGUCCCCAAAGUCCUGGAACAACGGCGGCAAGGCCUGGAGACAUAUUUGCAGGCCGUCAUUUUGGAGAACGAAGAACUUCCCAAACUCUUCCUUGAUUUCCUCAAUGUCAGACACUUGCCCUCUCUACCAAAGGCAGAAAGUUGUGGAUCUUUUGAUGAGACAGAAUCUGAAGAGUCAAGCAAGCUGUCCCACCAGCCGGUGCUGCUGUUCCUCGGGGAUCCAUACGUCUUGCCUGCAGCCAGCGCCUAUUUUGAAUUAGAGAAAAGAAGGGAUAAAGAUUUUCCCAAUGUGGUCAUCGAAGGAGUUCUUCAUGGAAUAUUUUAUUCUCAUCUGCAGCCCAGGUAGAAGCCCUACCUGGCUGGAAGAAGCUGAAGCAAGUUUCAGUGUCAAUGGCAAGAACAUCAAUAGCUCGACCAACUUAACUGAAACUCUGUGACACAAUAGCUCUAGCUAGUGGGAAAAUCCAGUCCUCGCUUCCUUCAGAACAGGGACAUUUCUAUUAGAAUGGUGCUUUUAAAAUUAGAAACUGAACCAGGGCAGCAGCUUAUGUCCAAUUGUUGGAGUAAAAAAGGGAGAUUCCAACAUGGGAAGUCAGGACAAGGAAGCCGCAAUGGAUUACUGGGGGCACCGAGUGUCACCAAACAGAACCAUCUCUGCUUCAACUGCACCAUUUGCUAAUUGGAAAUCAUAUCCUGAGUCCUGCUGACCCUGAGUGACUUUGGUGGCCUUUUGUUUGGACCUUGACAACACUCAUCUUUACAUCAUGAGAUUUUUCUCGGAGGGGGAUACCGUAUUCAGGGGUGCUGGCACCAAAAGAGGGCCCUGGAACCCACUGCUCAGUGUGAGGAAAAAGCCAGCCUGGAAAUCCAGUUUUACUGACAGUAGAAUGCACUGAAGACUAGAUAGAAUACGUUUAGUUCCCACUUCAGGGGUGUUCCCUCCCACCUACGGGUUGGCUUCCAGCAUCGGUGCUUGAGAUGAAAUGGGGUGUUGGCGCAAUCCUUGAGCGUCCCCUAGGAAGACACUAUACCGGAAGUCUGGCCUCCCCUUUUUUCCUCUAGUAUUGGAAAGUAUGAGUGCCCCGCUGAAGGCUGGUUGGCACCCCAGUGAAGUCCCAGGGGCCCUUUCCUGUAGGAAGAACACGUUUUAAACACUCGCCUCACACUACAAGUUCAUGUACCAGUGCGAGUCAGAUGUGAGUUGACACUGGUGGCAGCAGGCACAGAUGAACUGUUUGUGUCUGGGUUUCCUCCCUGGUGUACAGUCAGGGUAUUGCCACAGGCUUUUGUGGGGUUGUUCUUCCAGAUUUCUCUUCGCUGGCAUCAUGUAUGGAUUAAUGUGAGUUCGAUAUUUGAUGAUGUCUUCUCUACUGGGUGUCAAACAGAUGGUCAUCUUUUGUAGAAUGUAUGUCCUACCUGUGUGUAUGUACUGAUGAACAUAACCUACUUAUGGUUAUAAAUUUUCAUAAAUUUAAAUGUUGGAGAAACAUGUACAGUUGAAAGUACCAUGUCAUGAAUUUUUAUUAGCGUCUAACCCCACAGAUUGAAGGCCUGCUGUGAACUUUUAAAGAUAACGUUUUUACAAUUGAUUGCGUAAUUACAUGUUAGAAAUAAAGUAAUCAAGUGUCGUCAGUGAAAAAUAGCUAAAUGGUGAAGUAUUAGAGAUAAUUUUUAAAAUGUUUUUAUGUUACUAGCUAUUUUGAGUUAAAUAAAAGUGAACAAAAGUAUUUGAAUUUGUGCUUUUCCCAGAAUUCCUGGAGACACAGAUUUUGUCUCUUUCUACAUGUGCACAAAACACAAACUCAACCACUCUCACAUAUCAGUAGACAUAUAUUUCUAACCUGACGGGGUGGUCAAUGACCUCAUCCAUUAUAAGAUGAUUGUUGUUCAUUAAACACUUUGAUUUACCAAGUUCAAAUCUUUUUAAAUAAAUAAAGACCAAACAUUUAUGAUGGUAUGUUACUCACGAAAUCUUUGAGCUGAUAAUGGUGGCUCACACCUGUGAUC
This is a messenger RNA of Microtus ochrogaster (prairie vole), 3034 nucleotides long. It is a transcript of the gene Snx24, whose product is annotated as sorting nexin 24. The record is from RefSeq and is a predicted model, not a curated record. Lineage: Eukaryota; Metazoa; Chordata; Mammalia; Rodentia; Cricetidae. Gene Ontology annotation, molecular function: phosphatidylinositol phosphate binding.